This is a messenger RNA of Prunus armeniaca (apricot), 1161 nucleotides long. The record is from the annotation of a GenBank genome assembly. NCBI's taxonomy places the organism in Eukaryota, Viridiplantae, Streptophyta, Magnoliopsida, Rosales, Rosaceae.
AUGCCUCGUUCUUUUUUGGGAGAAGCAGUGUGUUCUGCUGCGUAUCUUAUUAAUCGGGUUCCCUCCAGUGUCUUGAACUUCCAAACACCAUUACAAGCCCUUCGUCAGUUUUGUGCUCUUCAUUCCACUCCCAAUUUGGAGCCACGAGUCUUUGGAUGUGUAACUUUCGUUCACCUUUAUACACAUCAGCGCAACAAGUUAGAGCCUCGAGCACUUAAGUGCGUGUUUAUUGGCUAUGCCCAACAUCAAAAAGGGUAUCGUUGCUUUCAUCCACCUACUCAAAAGCUCUACAUCACUAUGGAUGUGGUUUUUCGAGAAGAAGAAAUGUAUUUUUCUGGGGGAGUUCAGGCACAGGCGAGUCCAAAUACUGUUGAUGAUCAGUUCGACCUGGAAGGAUUCGUUACUUUGGAGUCAUUAUGUCAUCCAACAGUUCAAAAUGCACUAAUCGUCUCGGUUGACGAUCCAUCUAAUGAGAUACAUCUACAACCAUACCAAUUACCUGUUCGUAAGAAUCGUGGUAUCCCGAAGAUUCAAUAUGAAGCGGAUCCCAAAGCUAAAGUGAAGUACCCGAUUAGCAACCAUGUUUCCACUCAUAGAUUGUCUGCACCAUAUGCCAUGUUGAUCAAGCAACUAGAUUCUUUGUCUACACCAAGCAGUGUAGAAGAGGCUUUGAUGGAUCCAAACUGGAAACAAGCGAUGAAUGAUGAGAUGCAAGCUCUUCAAAAGAAUUCCACAUGGGAACUUGUUCCUCUCCCAAGUGGCAAACGAACUGUGGGUUAUAAAUGGAUUUAUACUAUUAAGUUGAAGGCAGAUGGAUCAAUCGAACGGUACAAAGCUCGAUUGGUGGCAAAAGGAUAUACUCAGAGAUAUGGAGUGGAUUAUCAGGAGACGUUUGCUCUAGUAGCAAAAAUCAAUACUGUACGAAUCCUGAUAUCACUUGCUGCAAACUUGGAUUGGCCAUUACACCAAUUCGAUGUCAAAAAUGCCUUUUUACAUGGUGAUUUAGAAGAAGAAGUUUAUAUGGAUCCUCCGCUUGGAUGUAACUUGAGUUCCGAAUCGAAACACUACGUGUGCAAAUUAAAGAAGUCGUUGUAUGGUUUGAAGCAGUCACCUAGAGCAUGGUUUGGGCGGUUGACAAAGUCUAUGAGGGCAUUCGGAUAA